CCCAGCUCGCCGCGGAGACCGGCGCGAGCGGCUACCGGAGCCGGCCGCAGUCCUCACUGCUGGUACAACCGGCCGUCCUCCCCGCCCCGAGUCCCGAGCUCGGCCACCCGGCGGCUGGAGACAGCGGCUGACUGCCUUCAUUCCGUGCACACGGGCUGGGCACCUCUGGGCUGGGUCUGCCACCGGGGACUGGGGAUGGGGAAGUAGCUGCCGGACCCCACACUGAGAUAAAUGGUUCCGGAAUCAUUUCGGGAUGCUCGAUUCACCCUUGAAGUAAUGUGGACAGAAGUUCUCAAAGUUUCAAAUUAUAUCAGCUGUACCCUGAAGUGUAUACUAAAGUUCGCUUAAAUUGGAACUUUAAAAAAAAAAAAGAGAAUGGGAGUCUGGUUAAAUAAAGAUGACUACAUCAGAAACUUAAAAGGGAUUAGUUUCUGUCUUCUGAUAGUGUAUAUGGCCGUUUUAGUAGGUACUGAUCAGGAUUUUUACAGUUUACUUGGAGUGUCCAAAACUGCAAGCAGUAGAGAAAUAAGACAAGCUUUUAAAAAAUUAGCAUUAAAGCUACAUCCUGAUAAAAACCCGAAUAACCCAAAUGCACAUGGCGAUUUUUUAAAAAUAAAUAGAGCAUAUGAAGUACUUAAAGAUGAAGAUCUACGGAAAAAGUAUGACAAAUAUGGAGAGAAAGGACUCGAAGAUAAUCAGGGAGGACAGUAUGAAAGCUGGAACUAUUAUCGUUAUGAUUUUGGUAUUUAUGAUGAUGAUCCUGAAAUCAUAACACUGGAAAGAAGAGAAUUUGAUGCUGCUGUUAAUUCUGGAGAACUGUGGUUUGUAAACUUUUACUCCCCAGGAUGUUCACAUUGCCAUGAUUUAGCUCCUACUUGGAGAGACUUUGCUAAAGAAGUGGAUGGAUUACUUCGAAUUGGAGCUGUUAACUGUGGAGAUGAUAGAAUGCUUUGCCGAAUGAAAGGAGUCAACAGUUAUCCCAGCCUCUUCAUUUUUAGGUCUGGAAUGGCUGCAGUGAAAUACCAUGGAGACAGAUCAAAGGAAAGUUUAGUGAGCUUUGCCAUGAAGCAUGUUAGAAGCACAGUGACAGAACUAUCAACAGGAAAUUUUGUUAACUCCAUACAAACUGCUUUUGCUGCUGGCAUUGGCUGGCUGAUCACUUUUUGUUCCAAAGGAGGAGAUUGUUUGACUUCACAGACACGACUCAGGCUUAGUGGCAUGUUGGAUGGUCUAGUUAAUGUAGGAUGGAUGGACUGUGCAACCCAGGACAACCUUUGUAAAAGUUUAGAUAUUACAGCAAGUACUACUGCAUAUUUUCCUCCUGGAGCCACUUUAAAUAACAAGGAAAACAAUAGCAUUUUGUUUCUUAAUUCAUUGGAUGCUAAAGAAAUAUAUAUGGAAAUAAUACACAACCUGCCAGAUUUUGAGCAACUUUCAGCAAAUACACUAGAGAGUCGUUUAGCACAUCAUCGCUGGCUCUUAUUUUUUGAUUUUGGAAAAAGUGAAAACUCAAAUGAUCCUGAGUUGAAAAAACUGAAAACACUACUGAAAAAUGAUCACAUUCAGGUUGGAAGGUUUGACUGCUCCUCUACACCAGACAUCUGUAGUAACCUCUAUGUUUUUCAGCCAUGUCUAGCAGUAUUUAAGGGGCAAGGAACGAAAGAAUAUGAAAUUCAUCAUGGAAAGAAGAUUCUAUAUGAUAUUCUUGCAUUUGCCAAAGAAAGUGUGAAUUCUCAUGUUACUACACUUGGACCUCAGAAUUUUCCUGCCAGUGACAAAGAACCAUGGCUUGUUGACUUUUUUGCCCCUUGGUGUCCACCAUGUCGAGCUUUGCUACCAGAGUUACGAAAAGCAUCAACACUUCUUUAUGGUCAACUUAAAUUUGGUACACUUGACUGUACCAUUCAUGAAGGACUCUGUAACAUGUAUAACAUCCAAGCCUAUCCCACAACAGUGGUAUUCAAUCAAUCCAGUAUUCAUGAGUAUGAAGGACAUCACUCUGCUGAACAAAUAUUGGAAUUCAUAGAGGACCUUAGAAAUCCUUCAGUGAUCUCUCUUACACCUACUACUUUCAGUGAAUUAGUUAAACACAGAAAGCAUGACGAAGUCUGGAUGGUUGAUUUCUAUUCUCCAUGGUGUCAUCCCUGUCAAGUCUUAAUGCCAGAGUGGAAAAGAAUGGCCCGGACAUUAACUGGACUGAUCAAUGUGGGCAGUAUGGAUUGCCAACAGUAUCAAUCUUUUUGUGCCCAAGAAAAUGUUCAAAGAUACCCUGAGAUAAGAUUUUUUCCUCAAAAAUCAAAUAAAGCUUAUCAGUAUCAUAGUUACAGUGGUUGGAAUAGAGAUGCAUACUCCCUAAGAAUUUGGGGUCUAGGAUUUUUACCUCAAGUGUCCAUAGAUUUAACACCUCAGACUUUCACUGAAAAAGUUUUACAUGGGAAGAAUCAUUGGGUGAUUGAUUUCUAUGCUCCUUGGUGUGGACCGUGCCAAAAUUUUGCUCCAGAGUUUGAGCUCUUGGCUAGGAUGACUAAAGGAAAAGUAAAAGCUGGGAAAGUAGACUGUCAGGCUUAUGCCCAAACAUGUCAGAAAGCUGGCAUCAGAGCUUAUCCAACUGUUAAGCUUUAUCAGUAUGACAGAACAAAGAAAAGUAUUAGAGAAGAGCAAAUAAAUGCCAGAGAUGCAAAAACAAUUGCUUCCUUCAUUGAUGGAAAGUUGGAAUCUCUCCAGAGUCAAGGAAAGAGAAAUAAGGAUGAACUUUGAUGAUGUUGAAGAAGAAAAAAUCAGAAAGAAAAUAAUCCAAACAGUAACAUCCAAGAAAGAACCUUUUGAGAAUGUUAACUACAUUUGUGGUGAAAAUAAAUGAACAUAUUUUGGGUUGUAAUUGCACUGCUCAAACUGCUCUGUACAACAUUGGUAAAAUGAAGAACCAGCAAAUGUAUUGUGUAAAGACAAGAUCUCAGAUGUUUUAGGCUUUGGUUGUUGUUUUUAAUGAUGUUAAUAAACUCAUUACAUUCUUAGCUCAGGGCCAUCAAAAAUGUUCCACAGGCCAAAUUCAGUCAGUGGGCCUACAUUGGUGAGCCCUGAAAUGAGUGUCUUGUGUGCCUGGCCCUAUAAAAAAUGUGGUCUGUGCUGUUUUUCUUUCAAACUACAUGAAGGGAUUUUUUUUUUUUUUACUUACAACUUUUCUAGCUGGCUUGAUUCAACCACCUAUUUGCAUAAGAAUUCUGUCUCUGACCGUAUACCUGAUUGAAACACAUUCACAAAGUGGUAAAACCCUGUUUUCAUACUAUAACAUAGUGAAGAAAUUCUUUGUUGUUUUUGGUGUUGGUAGUGAUGAUGUGCGUGUGUGUGUGUGUGUGUGUGUGUCUGUGUGUGUGUUUGUGUGUGUGCAGUACUGGGGCUUGAAGUUGUCC
Messenger RNA from Perognathus longimembris pacificus (Pacific pocket mouse), 3410 nucleotides. It is a transcript of the gene Dnajc10, whose product is annotated as DnaJ heat shock protein family (Hsp40) member C10. Gene Ontology annotation, cellular component: endoplasmic reticulum. Lineage: Eukaryota; Metazoa; Chordata; Mammalia; Rodentia; Heteromyidae. Gene Ontology annotation, biological process: protein folding in endoplasmic reticulum. The coding region runs from base 376 to 2757 and encodes 793 amino acids. The record is from RefSeq and is a predicted model, not a curated record. The transcript has 23 exons. Gene Ontology annotation, molecular function: disulfide oxidoreductase activity.